Molecule: messenger RNA, 3542 nt
Organism: Phacochoerus africanus (Common warthog)
Lineage: Eukaryota; Metazoa; Chordata; Mammalia; Artiodactyla; Suidae
Gene: AP3M1
Product: adaptor related protein complex 3 subunit mu 1
Exons: 9
Coding region: 281-1537 (418 amino acids)
Biological process (GO): endocytosis; intracellular protein transport
Cellular component (GO): clathrin adaptor complex; cytoplasmic vesicle
Source: RefSeq, a predicted model, not a curated record
UGCGGAUGAGCGCCUGAGUCCAGAAGAUGGGAAACUCCCUAUUCUUCUAGAUUCUGUGUGAUCUAGAAGAUUAUAUCCUAAACUUCAAAAGACAUAUUUCUCAUUCAGCGUCUUCCCGCUCGUUUAAUCUUUCCAAUACUGUUGGUUUCUUUGAGGCUGUUAGGCAGGCAAUCUACCAGGCACCUCAACUGCAGGGGUCCUCACGACCUUCUCAGCUGCCUCAGCCUCGGUCUGGAGAGGACCCCGCAUCUAAUCACUGACUGGCCCUGGUGUCGGGAAAAUGAUCCACAGUCUAUUUCUCAUAAACUGUUCCGGUGACAUAUUUCUAGAGAAGCACUGGAAGAGCGUUGUGAGCCAGUCUGUCUGUGAUUAUUUCUUUGAAGCUCAAGAGAAAGCUGCUGAUGUUGAAAAUGUACCCCCUGUUAUUUCAACACCUCACCACUACCUCAUCAGUAUAUACCGGGAUAAGCUCUUCUUUGUCUCUGUCAUACAGACUGAAGUGCCACCUCUCUUUGUAAUUGAGUUCCUACAUCGAGUUGCUGACACUUUUCAGGACUACUUUGGUGAGUGUUCGGAGGCUGCAAUUAAGGAUAAUGUGGUCAUAGUAUAUGAGCUCUUGGAAGAAAUGCUAGACAAUGGAUUUCCACUGGCUACUGAAUCUAACAUUUUGAAAGAAUUGAUUAAACCACCAACAAUUCUACGUUCUGUUGUCAACUCUAUUACAGGCAGUAGUAAUGUUGGGGACACACUCCCCACUGGGCAGCUGUCCAACAUACCAUGGCGCCGGGCAGGGGUAAAGUACACAAACAAUGAAGCCUAUUUUGAUGUCGUUGAAGAAAUAGAUGCAAUUAUAGAUAAAUCAGGAUCUACAGUCUUUGCAGAAAUUCAAGGGGUCAUUGAUGCUUGCAUUAAGCUAUCUGGAAUGCCUGACCUCUCCCUUUCUUUCAUGAACCCAAGGCUUCUAGAUGACGUCAGCUUCCACCCCUGUAUCAGGUUCAAGCGUUGGGAAUCUGAAAGAGUAUUGUCGUUUAUUCCUCCGGAUGGAAACUUCCGACUCAUAUCAUACCGUGUCAGCUCACAAAAUCUAGUGGCAAUACCAGUAUAUGUGAAACAUAGCAUCAGUUUUAAGGAGAACAGUUCUUGUGGCAGAUUUGAUAUUACAAUUGGACCAAAGCAGAAUAUGGGGAAAACUAUUGAAGGAAUCACAGUGACAGUUCACAUGCCAAAAGUCGUGUUGAAUAUGAACCUGACACCAACACAAGGCAGCUACACAUUUGAUCCAGUUACCAAGGUACUAACGUGGGAUGUGGGAAAAAUUACUCCACAAAAGCUCCCAAGUCUUAAAGGACUGGUAAACUUACAGUCUGGAGCACCCAAGCCAGAAGAGAAUCCAAACCUCAACAUACAGUUCAAGAUCCAGCAGCUUGCUAUUUCAGGCUUAAAAGUAAACCGUUUGGACAUGUAUGGGGAGAAAUAUAAGCCAUUUAAAGGAGUCAAAUAUGUCACAAAAGCUGGAAAGUUCCAAGUGAGGACAUGAGAAGAGGCCAAAAUUCCUCAAGAUGUGUGUUUUCCAAGUGUCAUUACAGUUUAUUACUAUUAGGUACCAAUUGGGUGGGAAUACAUAUUCUAGUUAAAGCAUAUGUGUCGAGCCACACAUCGCUGAUAACAAAGUUGCUCAGUAAUCAGUGUAGGGUUCUUAAGGAGCAUUAAGCUAAGGAAACUUUUGAAUGACUUAGCUUAUUUGUAUCUUUUCACUUAGGAAAAUUUUGGAGGCAACUUCCUCCAUAGGGAGGCACCAGCUGGAGGCUGCACAUUUUAACAGUAAAGGCAAGAGUCUACAAGUGGUAACCUCUCUCCUAAAACAAAUGAACUGGUCUCAGCCAGCAGGAGCUGUCUUAGUCUGUAAUGUCAUAUAUCAAGUGCAGCUAAAUGUCUCACUUGAUCCUAGCCAUCCCAAAUCAGCAUCUGUCCCAACAAAGGAAAAAUUCCCCCCACCCCAAGAAGUUUACAGAAAACUGCCUCUUUGAGUGUUUGCCUUAUUCAGCUUUUCACUUGUGCCAUUAAGCAAGCACUGUAGCAAAAGCCACUCCACAUGGCCCUGGCAGGGAACACUGCUGCUCCAUGCUCCAUUCUCACUGUACUUGGUAUUAUAUUUUUUAUAAAUAAGAUUUUUUAUUAAAGCUCAGAUUUUGAUUUACAGGGACCUUGCUGCAGUAAGUUCCAUCUCAGUUUUAUGUCACUUGGUUCAGCUGUUAGCAUAGUAAAGAUCAUUUGUAUCAAAGGGGCAAAUGCUUUAAGGGAAUAAAAGGGAACACUACUUCUGCUUUUAGGAACUUAGUGCAAGCACAAGUAUUUGGGAUUUUAAGCAAAUUAAUGUAUAAAAGAGAAACUGAAGUGAGCCUUUGCCAUCUUCAUGUUUUAUAAAGCUUAUCCAGUACCACUUAACCUAGUUAGCCUCAAGGCCUCAAGUCCUGUUCAGCUAAAGUUAGAAAACAUGCCUGCCUAUCAUCUAUCUUUUUUUUACUCUUUGAUCCUUUUGUUGUUGUUCUGUUGUUUGCCUAUUCCUUGUCUUCAGGGGAACUCCCUUUUCCUGUUGUGUGCUUCUCAAAACUAUAGUUAGUAGACUCCUUCCUGAAUCUAUUGUAAUUUUCACACCAGUACUUUGAACCUUAAUGUCUCUACUGUACUGACAAGAGUAUGUGUACGUACAUUGUAAUGAGGUGGAAACAAAAUCUUCAGUAACAUUGAUAAACCUGCAUUGAUCUUCAUGGUUGGCAAGUCAGUCUACAACUGUUAUGAUUUCAUUUAACUUGACUGACUUAGAACCAGUUAUUUUGUUUCAUCAGACCUAAAGAAUGGAGAAAGUGAAGAUACAAGUGUUUGUUCUUACUUACACUAUUAGUUUUCUUCUCCUUGUAACUCCAUUCUUUACCUUCUUCUCAACUUAUAACUCCCUUUCCCUUAUCAUGCUAACAGUAGCGCCUACACUCAUCCCGUUCUGCUGUCACGGCUAGUGGUUGGUGCUAUACAGGGAGCCCACUGUACAGCGGCAUUCGUAACCUUUGCCUACCUAGCGCACCCAGCCCACCUUUUCAGCUAAUUGGAGAGAUCACUUUUUGCAGCUUUGCAGUUUCUAGAGUAACCAAUAUCAGCUUGGCAGCUAAAAUCAAGAUGUUGACAAAUAUCUAUUCCCUUUGCCUGUAAGAUUGGUUACCUGGUUCAGUUGCUUUUCAUUUUUACUGUCUUCCUUUUCAGAGUUCAUACCUCAAAAGAACAGUCAAUACAUUUGCUUUUCUUUCUGCAGAACCCCUUAUCUCAACCUUCCAUAUAUGGACUGUCUAAUUUUCUUUCUGUGCUUUCUUCUCAUAUGCAAGCAGACUGUAUGCCAAGAGUCCCUUGCCCCUAGCAAUUUCUGUUAAAACUUUCAAGUAGCCUGUUUCCUUUUACAAUUAAAUUAUUGUAUUUAUUAAUUUGAUUGAAUCCAAUAAGUCCUUUCUCUAGUCCUGGCCAUACUGUCAAUAAAAAGAUGAAAGUAACAAGUU